Messenger RNA from Rhizophagus irregularis DAOM 181602=DAOM 197198, 441 nucleotides. RefSeq lists its product as uncharacterized. Lineage: Eukaryota; Fungi; Glomeromycota; Glomeromycetes; Glomerales; Glomeraceae. The record is from RefSeq and is a predicted model, not a curated record.
AUGCUUGAAUUCUUUUCUUCAAUAUGUGAAAAUUCUAUGUGUUAUGAAAAUGAGUUAAAGAAGUUACAUUCUAAUGCUUUAUUUCUCAAGAUCAAGAUUUUUCUUAAUGAUCUGCUAAUUAUGGGUGAUAAUAAAGAUGCUGAAAUGCGUCUUCAUAUGGACCAAACAGCGAUUUUUUACUUUUCAAAAGUAUAUUUUGAUGAAAAAGAAAUCAAAAAUAUCCUUAAUUUUCCCACUGCGUCUGGUCUUUCCAUUUCUAAACUUUUUGAAUUAUCAUUAUAUCAAAAGACAGAUUUAUGUUCAUCUCACGAUUUAGCACCUCUUGUUCAAGAAAUAUUUGGUAUACGGAAGGGGUUUCAAAAGGAAAAAGGUUUUACUAAAGCUUUUAAGAAAUUUGAGAAGGACUGGAGAAAAAAAUAUAAGAAACGAUCAGGUAGAUAA